AUUACUAGUAAUUAUCAGCUUUUCUACAAUUAUUUAAUUUUUUUCUUUUGUACAGGAAGAAGCCUCAGUGAUUUAUAAUGACUUUUUGGAAUGGUUGGAAACAACCCACUUGAGAAUUUUGCUUUGGGAUUGCUCCAACUGAGACAUGGGAAUCACUGGGGAACUAGUGAGAAGUGUCUUCUCCAAAAGCCACUCUGUUGGAACUCAUGACACCAAUGCAAGGAACAGUGCAGUGGAGAGGAGAAGAUGGAGGAGCUCAGUGAGGUCAUACCUGUGUGGAGAUGAGUUCAAUUCAGUUGCUGCAGAGGAGGAUUCAGCUUCUGUGAGGAGCUAUGGACCAACUAUGAUACAACAACCAAUGCUAGAGAGCUCUGAGGCCUCUGUGACACAACCCAUAUUGGAGGACUUAGCUGAGAAAGAAGAUAUCCAAAGCAAUGACACCAAGCAAGAGUUACAAGAGGAAAAACAGAACUCAACUGCCACUCUGUUUCGCAGAGAAGACGCAGCAUUAGUCAUCCAGUCAGCAUUUAGAGGCUUUCUGGCUAGGCGUCGAAAUGGAGCAAUUGAGACAGUGGAUGGUAAGCUGGGGGUGCUUGGAGGAGGAGAAAGUCCAAGUAAAGAGUCUUUGGGGACAUCAAUUGAAGUUCAAACUGGAAAUUCUAUGGAAGUUUUCUCAAUUCCAGAGGAAACCAUGACUGUCCACCAUCGAUUCCAACAGCAGAAAGCUAGGACUCCUGUGUUAAAACUAAAGCUUUUGCAGGAAGAUUGGGAUGAUAGCACAGUGAGUAGCAAUAUAUCAAAAAUGAGGAUGCAGAACAGACUGGAGGCAACAACCAGGCGCGAGAGAGCUUUAGCUUAUGCUUUUUCACAACAGCUCCGAAUAUGUUCGAAGAAGAAACAAAACAGAUCCGAUGGCACUACUGAACCAAACAUGGGUUGGAGCUGGCUAGAGCGGUGGAUGGCAACUCGUCUUCCAGAAAGUUCCCCUUUUGAAAACAGUGCAAGUUCGAUCAACAUUAACCAAAGAUCAAUGGUCGCAAGGAGACUUUUCGAUGUAGGAGGUGAAGAAAAGGAGAGUUGUGGAUCGAAUGAUGUGUCUGUUCAGUUUGAUAGCAUUUCAGUAUCAGCAGCAAGAGAGAAAGAUGAUACUAAACCAACUAAAAAUAGGCUCAAGGCCACAAGAAACAAAUCAAGACGGAAAACUUUUCCGAGCUACAAUUAUAAGGUAGAACAUGUAAGCAAGGAGUGUCCAGGGGAGGAUGAAAAUGAUAAAAAGCAGAAGCAGAAGCAGGCAGGAAGAAAGAGAGAAAACACAUGUAAAGAUGCAACAGUCUCGCCUGAAAUUGCAGCCAGCGACGACAGCUGCAAAUUGGGUUUUUAUUGAAUCUGUCAAGAGUUUCUUCAGUUGUGUUUGGGAAUGUAUUAUGUGUGUAGUGGCUGCUUCUAAGUUGAAUUCACUUUGUACAUGUUAUGACUGAAAAUCAGUUUCUUGGUUGAUAUAAAUUCUCAAGCAUCAACAAA
Messenger RNA from Camellia sinensis, 1521 nucleotides. The record is from RefSeq and is a predicted model, not a curated record. NCBI's taxonomy places the organism in Eukaryota, Viridiplantae, Streptophyta, Magnoliopsida, Ericales, Theaceae.